AGAGCAAUAGCCCCUCCAAAUGUCUGCACGUGCCUAGGGGGAUAGGUGGGGGGCUGCAGUGUGUAGGGAAACUCCCUGCAAUGUUAUACUUUCGUUUUCACAUCAUAUAAAUGUUUGCUCUCUUUAGCCACAUUUCUAACCCCAGCCUCUGUGAUCUUCCAAACUUCCUCCUAAAGAUGGAGCGCGUGAUCCUUGGAUUCAUGAUGGUGCACAGCAUCACAGCAUCCGCGUUCACCCUGGACUUUUCUCCGCUUAACCCCGUGGCCCGCGCCGGUGACCGGUUUGUUCUGGAGUGCAGAGCAACAGGGUGCGCGGCGGCCGUUUCUUUCAGCUGGAGAUCUUUAAAAGACUUACCGCUCAACAGCAAAAUCGAGAACAACGGCUCCGUGUCCCGUCAGAUAUUCGACCCAGUUCAGAUCGACCUCAAAAGCACCACAGUUGCCUGUUUAGCCACCUGUGGCGACAAGAUCUUGUCAAAAAGACCGAGUCAAAAAACAACCAAGGUGAUUGUGUAUUCCUUGGAGCAGCCCGAGAUAUCAGGCACCGGCGACAUGGUCGUGGGUCAGGAAUCGGUGUUCACGUGCACGGUACCGAAGGUGUUCCCGUCCAACGUUCUGACGGUGCAGUGGCUACUUAACGACCGGGUCGUCAAGGAGGAGGAGUUUUCGACCUCCAAGGCACUGAGUCUGGAAGAGAUCCAGUCACAGUACGCACACACACCCAGGCAGGAGGAACAGGGACGCGCGUUGACUUGCAAGGCGACGCUGAACCUAACACUGGACCUACCGAAGGACCGGCGGAGCCGCGAGACCAGCGUUGUCAUGGCAAUGCGAUCAACACCAGAACCAACAACAACACCAGAACCAACUGCAACACCAGAACCAACAACAACACAAGUACAAACAACAACACCAGAACCAACAACAACACCAGAACCAACAACAACACCAGAACCAACUGCAACACCAGAACCAACAACAACACAAGUACAAACAACAACACCAGAACCAACAACAACACGAGUACAAACAACAACACGAGAACCAACAACAACACAAGUACCAGAACCAAUACAAGUACCAGAAUCAAUGCCCGCUGUACUGCCUGUCCUGUCGGUCCUAGGCUCCAUCCCCCUGGUGAUGAUCGGGGGGAUUCUCACCAGGAACUUCUGGAGAUCCAAGACAACCUACGACCUUUCUAUUCCCAUCUAGCGGAACACCCCCGCACGGGCAGGAUGGUCUCAGCCGGCUGACUGCACUGAAACACUGGGAUGCUGGACUAAUCUAACUGGUGCCGCCCCAGCCUCGCCGCCCCAGCCUCGCCGCCCCAGCCUCGCCGCCCCUCCCACACUGGGCUGGUCAGGAGCAGGUUGUUAUUCUUCCUGUGUUUUCCCCCAAACAAAGACGGCCUGAUUAAACAAGCCGCUUCCUCAGAUUUAAGUAUUUCCUCUGUGGGCACAUGUAGACUGUAUAUUUAGGAUUACAUGAUGACCGUGCACUGAACUUUAACUUGACUUCAACAGCUGGAGAACACUAUAGGCAGAAGUGAAAGUAUUUCUCGUCACUGUGUAUAGCUCUGGUAGAGAAUUUGUAUAAAAUCCUAAUUUUAAUAUAGAUAUACAGUAUAUUUCACCUGUUAAAUACAUAACAUUUAUGUAGACACAUUUAAUCAAUACAGUACCUUUCCAUCAGAAAAAUAAAACUGGAGAUUGAAGCAAC
Messenger RNA from Osmerus eperlanus (European smelt), 1718 nucleotides. It is a transcript of the gene vcam1a, whose product is annotated as vascular cell adhesion molecule 1a. The record is from RefSeq and is a predicted model, not a curated record. Lineage: Eukaryota; Metazoa; Chordata; Actinopteri; Osmeriformes; Osmeridae. Gene Ontology annotation, molecular function: integrin binding. Gene Ontology annotation, biological process: cell adhesion. The transcript has 4 exons. Gene Ontology annotation, cellular component: plasma membrane. Bases 111 to 1211 code for a protein of 366 amino acids.